UGAACUUUCCAAAUUACAAACCUUCAGCGUCAGGCAUAGAGCGAUCUCCGGACGAGUUCAUGAUACUAGAAUGAGCCGAAAAGGAUUCUGCCUGGCAAAACCCGCAUAUCAGGAAUAGAAGUUUCUGUUCGAUCAGUCUAGAGUGACUCAACCUUCCAGACGUUUGAAUGCCCAAUAAGUUGCCUUGAUCAAACGAAGCGCUGGGGUUGGGGAGACACAGCUGUAUGGGCACAUGUCCUGAGCGUUUGUGUAUGAUUUCAGCAAGUCAACGAGCUCGUGCAGCAGAGAAAAGAGCUGAUGUAGCAGAGGCAAGUGCUGACACAGCAAUCCAAAAGGCCCACGCAGUCAUACAAAGUGCCGAAGAAGACAAGCGACGGGCUCAGGAAUAUGAGAAGAAAGCACGGAAAGAAUUGGAACAGUUAAGAGAGGAAUUGGAGGUAGAGAGGGAACGAUCGAGACGUACGACAUUUGGCGAACUCCUUCAGUACUGCCAUACCAUAUUUUCAGCACCCCUUGGAGUCGAAAAGCUCACUAGCUGCACAGAGGUAGAGACCCUGCAGUCCAAAGGAAAAUUUUGCCCCUUGAAGCUCGAGCUAUGGGAAAGCUGUGAUACCGAGCAAGAAAAGAUCUACCGGGCUGUUCGUAUGUGCCUUGAGCCGCCAGGGAGUGCUGCGUUCAGGCUCUUCACAUCUCGUCUUGGUUUGAAAAGCAUGGGCGAAUAUUUUGACAGGCCAAUAAGCAGUGAACGAGAUGUGGCAGCUCUUGGACAGUUUACCGUGGAGAGCCAAGUCCAGAAGAUUCUUGCGGAGUUCUGCAAUAUAGCGGCCGCAAGAGCUGAAUUUCGUUUGGGCAGUGGAGUUCGGUUCGACAGUCAUGCAAAUUGUCUUGAUGAUGUCGAAGCCGACAAACAGCAAGACCGGACAGCGGACGGAAAGGACGAGGAGUUAUCAAAUUGCCAGCAUCUGAGACCAGAACAAUAUUGCAUCUACCAAGUCGAUGGUGAAAAUAACAAGCUGAUAAUGACAGUUGGGUACAAGCCACCGCAUAUACUCCAUGUCGAAAAUAUCCGCUUGGGACUGCGUCCCAUGGAAUUCUGGAAGGAGAUACUGAAUGCUAAAACCAUUCCCAACGAUCUGGAAAAGAAGAUAGAGUAUGAUGCGGCUUUUCUAACCGGUUCCGCUAUUGUUCACGCGUAUCAUGUUAUGAUAAGGAAGGGACUUGAGUAUUCCUAUGUGAGCACUGGGCUAGCAUUGAUCAUGUUGCGAGUCCCCUACGACAGUCCGGGUACUCUGUACUACCGUCUCUUUGAGCCUAAUAGUGAAAUUACUCCACAAGAUGACAAAAGACUCACGGCUCCAUUAACAUCCGUGGCGCGUGUCUUGGGUUUGUGUCUAAUGAGCUGUAGCUCGACACUUCGUGAUCAGAAAUGGCGAGAUACGGCAAAAAGGGACCUGCCGAUUUGGCCAGCAAGCUUCAAUACCACGCCUUUCAGAGCCACGCAAACUGAGUUGAACGCAAGUCCGGCUGCUUUGCGGAAUUCUUACACCGCAACCGUCGAGGACACCUCCGCAGAAACCUCGACAACGUGCCAGCCAUCCCAAUUUUCUAUUAUGUCGCCGACAGAAGACUGCAGGAUGCCGACUCCGACACGUAUGCGGCGCCACCUAACCCCGGACGCAGAUACCAAUACAGGCCCCAUGAGACAAAAGCGUCGAAUCAGCGAGAAUGCUGAGCCAUCGGGGAUCCAAAAGAACCUUAAAACUAGGGAAAAUGACUCCCAAAAAGAUACAGCCCAAUUUUGUACCCAGCGUUGUUUUCUUGGUCUACAGUAUGGGAGAAGUCUGGACGAACAGUGUCCGAACGUGGCGCUGCACCGAUUAGGUACAAAUGGCGACCACCACCAGAUUCUUCCUGGAACGUUGGUCCGAAAAAUCGAGAAGCAGCUUAAUAAAGAAGUUGGUCAUGGGUGCACGUCCAUCAGUGGUUGCGCGUCAACCGGCCCACUAUUUAAAAUUACAUCUUCGACACCUGGGUAUACUAUGGUUGGCAAAGGAGCCUCAUGUGAUCUGUGGAAGGAAAAGGUCUCUCGUGAAGCAGACAUUUACCGCAUACUUCACCAAGCGCAGGGAUCUGCAGUUCCUGUUGUUCUUGGGACAGUGGAUCUGAAAAUGACUUACUUUUCGCAUGAAGCCGAUAUUAACCACAUGCUCCUCAUGGCUUGGGGAGGAGAGCAGAUCGAGAAUUGUGAGGACAAGUCCUUUAAACGCGAAGUCAAAAGAUCUGAAAAGGAGAUUCGCUCUCUUGGCGUCAUACAUCAUAAUAUCCAGCCCCAGAAUACGUUGUGGAACCCCGAGCUACGCCGGGCGUUGAUUAUUGACUUUGAUCGUUCGCAACUCGAUUCACUUCCAAUCGAUAAACGGCAAUUCUUGAUGGGAAAGAAAAUCCGCGACCCUUCCGGCCGAAAGCGACCAUCUUCAGUUCCACUCGAGUAAUAAGUUAUAUUUCAGCCUGAUUUCUC
Molecule: messenger RNA, 2518 nt
Organism: Aspergillus neoniger CBS 115656
Lineage: Eukaryota; Fungi; Ascomycota; Eurotiomycetes; Eurotiales; Aspergillaceae
Exons: 1
Coding region: 225-2492 (755 amino acids)
Source: RefSeq, a predicted model, not a curated record